Molecule: messenger RNA, 1488 nt
Organism: Mycotypha africana
Lineage: Eukaryota; Fungi; Mucoromycota; Mucoromycetes; Mucorales; Mycotyphaceae
Product: mitochondrial ribosomal protein subunit-domain-containing protein
Exons: 1
Coding region: 387-1388 (333 amino acids)
Source: RefSeq, a predicted model, not a curated record
CUUUUAAAUUGUACUCUAAUGUCUUCGUUUUGGGAUACUCAAUGAAGUAGAAAUACUUUUGCAUUUUUUAAUACGGACAGCCCGUAUAAAAAGCUUCCUAAAAAACAGUAUGAGGACAAAUUAUUGAUGCUUUGAAGUCUUAAGUCUAUGUAUCGAAUUCGCUUUUUUAUGAUCCGCCGCCUUUAUUCUAUCCCACUGAAAACACAUGUGGAGUUUCAUUUCCCUGUUCAAGAAACCGGGGUGAUAUGGGGCAACUUUAUGUGGGACAUACUGAAUUUAAGCAGUUUUGCUCUCCCCUUCCUUUGAUUUAUACACCUCUAUUACAUUGACACAAUAUACAACUUCUACACUAGUUAUAUUGGGCUGAGCAACAAAAGAACACAUCAAUGGAGAAGUCAUUUGCAAACAUACUACGACAUUCACGUUUAGCCACUUAUGAUCGUACAUUAGAACAAGUCUACAAAUCGCCUAAAACUUACCGUAAAAUUGGUGAAUGGGGCUUGAAACGUAAUCUGCCCACUGUCAUUCAAACCAAAAAUCUUAUUGUUAAUGCUCUCGAUACUGCUGAACAUCAAACCCCUUGGAAGUCAGGCAACAGUAAAGUCCUGUUCGUAAAACGCUGGAAAGAAAACUUCCCCAACUCUCGUAAACCUCGACCACGAUCAGAAGAAGAUCCCAAAAUCAACGUCGCUCACAUGACAGCUGCUCAAUUCCAACGACUACUGAAAUCAAUAGAAAAAUCAAAAGCUCCAAAAUUCCAGGAACAGCUAGCGAAAAAGGAAGUUACAUCCGACCAAGUAUUUGAUUAUAUCAAUGUUACUUUCAAUAUGAAUGAUUCAACUUCUUCGUCGUCGUCAGCGAUAAACUCAACGACAGCAACCACAGCAAGCACGGGAUCAGAUCCUGUCAGUACGGGUGAUGGUGUGGUUGGCCCUACUUACUCUCAUUAUGAAGUAGAUAUGGAUUACCCCGUUGAAGGACGCCUGUUGAAUAUGAUGAAUGACAAAUAUGCUGUUGGUAUUGGCGGUAUUGUAGCCUACAUGGAUAAACGCAGUCUUAUGAAUUAUAACAACAGUGAUAGAUCAGUGCGUCAAUUCUUUAUACGUAAUGCAGAAAUUGAUGAUAGUGGAAGACCUAACGUAGAAGUAGCAUUAGAUACCAGAGAGCGCACAGCCUGGAGUAGUAGCAUUUUCAGUGAAGAGCUUGGUUCGAAUUGGAAUUACAUGAAUAACAAGUUUAGCAGUAACAAUGAAAGAAGCAAUAACAGUUUUGCUGGCAAUAAUAAUAUCAAAACACCCUCUGUAAAAACAGAUGAUAACAUCAUAAAGAACAGAGACCACGAUCAAGUAAUGGAGCGUAUCUCUUUGCUUUUGGCGAAUAAAAAAUAACAUUCAUAUUUUGAGGCUAGAUAUCUAAAUCUUUGUAAGAUAAAAAAAAAAAUAAACAUACGUGUAUAAUAAUAAUAAAGCGUAAGAUUACUAUGACAGU